Pyrgilauda ruficollis (rufous-necked snowfinch) is the source of this 7839-nucleotide messenger RNA. It is a transcript of the gene HUWE1, whose product is annotated as HECT, UBA and WWE domain containing E3 ubiquitin protein ligase 1. The record is from RefSeq and is a predicted model, not a curated record. NCBI's taxonomy places the organism in Eukaryota, Metazoa, Chordata, Aves, Passeriformes, Passeridae. The transcript has 55 exons. The annotation marks the transcript as partial. Gene Ontology annotation, molecular function: protein binding; zinc ion binding.
CCGCCACGUGUGGCCACAGGCGGAGCACGAGGACCGGAACCCCCAAAAUGAAAGUGGAUCGGACGAAACUGAAGAAAACCCCCACGGAGGCGCCCGCCGACUGCCGGGCCCUCAUCGAGAAGCUGAAGGGCUGUAGUGAUGAGCAGCUGGUGACAGAACUGCAGCAGAUCAAGACAUGGAACAUUGGGAAGUGCGAGCUGUACCACUGGGUGGACCUGCUGGACCGCUUCGACGCGCUGCUGGCCGAGGCGGGCCGGCCGGUGGAGGCCAUGAGCUGGAUGCUGGCCUGCGACCGGCCCGAGCGCCAGCCCCUCAAGGCCCUGCUGCUGGCCCUGCUCAACUUCACGGCCCUGCUCAUCGAGUACAGCUUCUCCCGCCACCUCUACAGCUCCAUCGAGCACCUGACCACGCUGCUGGCCUCCUCGGACAUGCACGUGGUGCUGGCCGUGCUCAACCUGCUCUACGUGUUCAGCAAACGCUCCAACUACAUCACCCGCCUGGGCUCCGAGCGCCGCGGGCCGCUGCUGGCUCGCCUGCAGCACCUGGCCGAGAGCUGGGGUGGAAAGGAGAAUGGAUUUGGGCUGGCUGAGUGCUGUCGGGACCUGCACAUGAUGAAAUACCCCCCCAGUGCCACCACUCUGCACUUUGAGUUCUACGCUGAGCCGGGCGUCGAGGUGAAGGUGGACAAGAGGGCCACCAGCACCACUCUGCACUACAUCCACAUUGAGCAGCUGGACAAGAUCUCAGAGAGCCCCUCGGAAAUCAUGGAGUCCCUGACCAAGAUGUACAGCAUCCCCAAGGACAAGCAGAUGCUGCUGUUCACCCACAUCCGCCUGGCCCAUGGCUUCUCCAACCACAAGAAGCGGCUGCAGGCGGUGCAGGCGCGGCUCCACGCCAUCUCCAUCCUGGUGUACUCCAACGCGCUGCAGGAGUCGGCCAACAGCAUCCUGUACAACGGGCUGAUCGAGGAGCUGGUGGACGUGCUGCAGAUCACCGACAAGCAGCUGAUGGACAUCAAGGCGGCCUCCCUGCGGACUCUGACGUCCAUCGUGCACCUGGAGCGCACGCCGAAGCUCAGCAGCAUCAUCGACUGCACCGGCACCGCCUCCUACCACGGCUUCCUGCCCGUGCUGGUGCGCAACUGCAUCCAGGCCAUGAUCGACCCUUCCAUGGAGCCCUACCCCCACCAGUUUGCCACGGCGCUCUUCUCUUUCCUGUAUCACCUGGCCAGCUACGACGCGGGCGGCGAGGCGCUGGUGUCGUGCGGCAUGAUGGAGGCGCUGCUCAAGGUGAUCAAGUUCCUGGGAGACGAGCAGGACCAGAUCACGUUCGUCACGCGGGCGGUGCGGGUGGUGGAUCUCAUCACCAACCUGGACAUGGCCGCCUUCCAGUCACACAGUGGGCUGUCCAUCUUCAUCUACCGCCUCGAGCACGAGGUGGACCUGUGCCGCCGCGAGUGUCCCUUUGUCAUCAAGCCCAAAGUGCAGCGCCCGCCUGCUGCCACCCUGCCCGAGGGCGAGGACAUGGAGACUGACAUGGAGGUGACCGAUGUGGCCAUGGAGAGCAGUCCCGGCCCCUCGGCCGAAGCCCGGCCGGACCCGGUGCCACCAGCCCUGCCAGCUGUGCCCAGCACCAGCGCUGCCACCCCCUCCCCACGCGGUGGAGUGCAGUGCAUCCCCCAGCGCGCCGCUUUGCUCAAAUCCAUGCUGAACUUCCUCAAAAAAGCCAUCCAAGACCCCGCCUUCUCCGACGGCAUCCGGCACGUGAUGGACGGCUCGCUGCCCACCUCGCUGAAGCACAUCAUCAGCAACGCCGAGUACUACGGCCCCUCGCUGUUCCUGCUGGCGACCGAGGUGGUGACGGUCUUCGUGUUCCAGGAGCCCUCGCUGCUGUCCUCGCUGCAGGACAACGGCCUCACCGACGUCAUGCUGCACGCUCUGCUCAUCAAGGACGUGCCGGCGACGCGGGAGGUGCUGGGCUCGCUGCCCAACGUGUUCAGCGCGCUGUGCCUGAACGCGCGGGGGCUGCAGAGCUUCGUGCAGUGCCAGCCCUUCGAGCGCCUCUUCAAGGUGCUGCUGUCCCCCGACUACCUGCCCGCCAUGCGCCGCCGCCGCAGCUCCGACCCCCUGGGUGACACAGCCUCCAACCUGGGCAGCGCCGUGGACGAGCUGAUGCGGCACCAACCCACGCUCAAGACCGACGCCACCACCGCCAUCAUCAAGCUGCUGGAGGAGAUCUGCAGCCUGGGCCGGGACCCCAAAUACAUCUGCCAGAAGCCGUCGAUGCAGAAGGCGGACGGGACGGCGGCCGCGCCGCCCCCGCGCUCGCCCCACGCCGCCGAGGAGGCCUCGAGCGAGGAUGAGGAGGAGGAGGAAGUGCAGGCCAUGCAGAGCUUUGGGGCUGCCCAGCAGAGCGAGGCAGAGCCCAGCCAGACCGUGGUAGGCACGGAGGAACGCAUCCCCAUCCCGCUCAUGGACUACAUCCUCAACGUGAUGAAGUUCGUGGAGUCCAUCCUGAGCAACAACACCACUGAUGAUCACUGCCAGGAGUUCGUGGCCCAGCGGGGGCUGCGGCCGCUCGUCACCAUCCUGGGGCUGCCCAACCUGCCCGUGGACUUCCCCACCUCUGCAGCCUGCCAGGCCGUGGCUGGCGUCUGCAAAUCCAUCCUGACUCUCUCCCACGAGCCCAAGGUGCUGCAGGAGGGGCUGGUGCAGCUGGAGGCCGUGCUGUCUGCGCUGGAGCCGCUGCACCGGCCCAUCGAGGCCCCGGGGGGCUCGGUGCUGCUGCGGGAGCUGGCCGGGGCCGGGGCCGUGCCCGACGCCACGCUCUCAGCCCAGGCCACCCCCCUGCUGCACGCGCUGACCGCCGCCCACGCCUUCAUCAUGAUGUUUGUGCACACCUGCAGGGUGGGACAGAGCGAGAUCAGGGCCAUCUCAGUGAACCAGUGGGGAUCCCAGCUGGGGCUGAGCGUGCUGGGCAAGCUGAGCCAGCUCUACUGCUCCCUGGUGUGGGAGAGCACCGUGCUGCUGUCCCUCUGCACCCCCAACAGCCUCCCCCCAGGCUGUGAGUUUGGCCAGGCUGACAUGCAGAAACUCGUGCCCAAGGAGGAGAAAACGGCCCCCAGCCCCCCCCAGGGCGGCCGCAGGGCAGAGGGCGAGGCAGAGGGCCCGGGCCCCUCGGUGGGGGCGGGCAGUGACCCCCCCCCAGCCCAGGGGCUGCUGGAGGGGAUGGGGCUGGAGGGGGAGCCCCUGGCCCCCAUGGAGACGGACGAGCCCAGCACCAGCGACCCCAAAGCCAAAGCCAAGAUCACCCCGGCCAUGGCCGCCCGCAUCAAACAGAUCAAACCCCUGCUCUCCGCCUCAUCGCGGCUGGGCCGGGCGCUGGCCGAGCUCUUCGGGCUGCUGGUCAAGCUGUGCGUGGGCUCCCCGGUGCGGCAGCGCCGCAGCCACCACGCGGCCGCCGCCGCCCCCGCGCCCACCGCGGCCGCCCGCGCCACGGCCUCGGCGCUGACCCGCCUGCUGACCAAGGGGCUGAGCUGGCAACCGCCCCCCUACACCCCCACGCCACGGUUCCGGCUGACGUUCUUCAUCUGCUCGGUGGGGUUCACGUCGCCCAUGCUGUUCGACGAGCGCAAGUUCCCCUAUCACCUCAUGCUGCAGAAAUUCCUCUGCUCCGGCGGCCACAACGCCCUCUUCGAGACCUUUAACUGGGCGCUGUCCAUGGGGGGCAAGGUGCCGGUGGGGGAGGGUCUGGAGCACCCCGACCUGCCGGAUGGCACCGGUGAGUUCCUGGACGCGUGGCUGAUGCUGGUGGAGAAGAUGGUGAACCCCAGCACGGUGCUGGAGUCCCCCCAUGCACUGCCUGCCAAGGCCCCCCCACAUGGACACCCCCCCUUCAGCGCCCUGCGCUUCCUCGUGGUCACCCAGAAGGCUGCGUUCGCCUGCAUCAAGCAGCUGUGGCAGCGGCGGCCGCUGAAGGUGUACGGCGGCCGCAUGGCCGAGUCCAUGCUGGCCAUCCUGUGCCACAUCCUGCGCGCCGAGCCGCUGCUGCGCGAGCGCCUGGGCCGCGAGAGAGAGGGACCCGCGCCCGACGAGCCCGGGGGCGACGAGGGGGGGGCCCGCAGGGAGCCCCACGUCAACCAGCAGCAGCUGCAGCAGCUGAUGGACAUGGGUUUCUCUCGGGAACACGCCAUGGAAGCGCUGCUCAACACCAACACCAUGGAGCAGGCCACGGAGUACCUGCUCACCCACCCACCCCCGCUCAUGGGGGGCUCAGCACGGGAGGCCGCGUGCCGCAAGGAGGAGGAGGAGCGGCGGGCUCGGGAGCGGCAGGAGGAGGAGGAGGCCAAGUGCCUGGAGAAGUUCGAGGGGGCCGAGCCGCUGGAGGCGGCCGAGCUCGGGGCCUUCACGGACUCGAUGCUGCCCGGCUGCUCGCAGCUGCUGGACGAGCUGCCCGACACCGUGUACCGCGUCUGCGACCUGCUGAUGACGGCCGUGCGCCGCAACGGCCCGGCCUACCGGGACAGCGUGCUCAAACAGGUGGUGCAGCAGGUGUGGGAGGCGGCCGAUGUCCUGAUCAAGGCGGCCGUGCCGCUGACCACCAGCGACACCAAGACGGUGUCGGAGUGGAUCAGCCAAAUGGCCACCCUGCCCCAGGCCUCCAACCUGGCCACGCGCAUCCUGCUGCUCACCCUGCUCUUCGAGGAGCUGAAGCUGCCCUGUGCCCGCGUGGUGGAGUCCAGCUGCGUGCUGGACGUGCUGAUCAAGCUGCUGGAGGUGGUGCAGCCCUGCCUGCAGGCUGCCAAGGAGCACAAGGAGGUUCAGACCCCCAAGUGGAUCACCCCUGUGCUGCUGCUGAUUGAUUUCUAUGAGAAGACAGCCGUGUCCUCCAAGCGCCGCGCGCAGAUGAACAAGUACCUGCAGGCCACUGGGAACAACUGGCGCUGGUUUGACGACCGCUCGGGCCGCUGGUGCAGCUACAGCGCCAGCAACAACAGCACCAUCGACGCGGCCUGGCGGGCCGGGGAGCCCAGCGUGCGCUUCACGGCCGGCCGGCGGCGCUACACCGUGCAGUUCACCACCAUGGUGCAGGUGAACGAGGAGACCGGGAACCGGCGCCCGGUGAUGCUGACGCUGCUGAGACCCCCCCGCGCUGGGAAGGGCCGCGACGAGGGGGGGGCCGAGGACCCCGAGGGGAAGAGCAAGGAUGAGACCCCCGCUGCAGACCCUCCUUCUACAGACGAAGACCCCUCCUCUACCACCACCACCAGCACCACCACCACCACUCCCACCGCCCCCUGCCCGUCCCCUCCCUGCCCCACGCCGACCCCCGAGGAACCCCGGGACGACCCCGGCGCCGACGCCGAGGCUCCGGUGCGGGGCCUGGCGGAGGAGGCGGUGCCGGCCGUGCUGCGGGCGUGCGUCAGCAUGCUGGGGGUGCCGGUGGACCCCGACACGCUGCACGCCACGCUGCGCCUGUGCCUGCGCCUGACGCGGCAGCACAAGCACGCGCUGCUGUUCGCCGAGCUGCGCUCCACCCGCACCAUCCUGGCGCUCACGCAGAGCUCCGGCUUCACCGGCUUCACCCCGCUGGUCACCCUGCUCUUCCGGCACAUCAUCGAGGAUCCCUGCACGCUGAGGCACACCAUGGAGAAGGUGGUGCGUUCAGCAGCCACGAGCGGGGCAGGCAGCACCACCUCGGGGGUGGUGUCAGGCAGCCUGGGCUCACGGGAGGUGAAUUACAUCCUGCGGGUGCUGGGCCCCGCCGCCUGCCGCAGCCCCCACGUCUUCACCGAGGUGGCCACGGGCUGCAUCCGCAUCGCCCUGCCCGCGCCGCGCGGCUCCGGCACCGCCUCUGACGACGAGUUCGAGAACCUGCGGAUCAAGGGGCCCAACGCGGUGCAGCUGGUGAAGACCACGCCGGCCAAGGCGGCCGCGCUGCCGCCCAUCCCCGAGCCCAUCCGCGAUGUCAUCUACGACAUGCUCAACGCCCUGGCUGCCUACCAUGCCCCCGACGAGGGUGACAAGGGGGACCCCAAGAGCGCGGCGCCCAGCGAGGUGAGCCAGCUGCUGUCGGACAUUGGGGACGACAUGUACCAGCAGUACCGCAGCCUCACCCGCCCCCCCGCCGACUUCGACCCCCCCGCCGGCUUUGCCAUCGAGGCCCAGGUUUUUGCUGCUGACGGAGCCGCGGCCGAGACGCCGCCCUCGGGAACCCCCCAGGGAGAAGCAUCCAGCCCCGAGGAGGGCCGCGAGGGCCGCAAGGAGAAGGAAGGGGAGCAUGGGGAGGAGCGGGGCCGGGCACGGGGCUCCAAGCCCCUGAUGCCCACCUCGACCAUCCUGCGGCUGCUGGCCGAGCUGGUGCGCUCCUACGUGGGCAUCGCCGCCCUGAUCGCCAACUACAGCUACAGCGUGGGCCAGUCCGAGCUCAUCAAGGAGGACUGCAGCGUGCUGGCCUUUGUCCUGGACCACCUGCUGCCCCACCAGCAGAACGCCGAGGACAAGGACACGCCGGCGCUGGCACGGCUCUUCCUGGCCAGCCUGGCUGCGGCUGGCAGUGGCACCGAUGCCCAGGUGGCCCUGGUCAACGAGGUCAAGGCCGCCCUCGGCCGCGCCCUGGCCAUGGCCGAGAGCACCGAGAAACACGCCAGGCUCCAGGCCGUCAUGUGCAUCAUCAGCACCAUCAUGGAGUCGUGUCCAUCCACCUCGAGCUUCUACAGCAGCACGGCCAAGCCGCCCCACAACGGCAUGAACAACAUCAUCCGCCUGUUCCUCAAGAAGGGGCUGGUCAACGACCUGGCCCGCGUGCCCCACAGCCUCGACCUGUCCAGCCCCAACAUGGCCAACACGGUGAACGCGGCGCUGAAGCCGCUGGAGACGCUGUCGCGCAUCGUGAACCAGCCCAGCGGGCUCUUCGGGGCCAAGGGCUCCUCCAGCAAGAGCAAGGCCGAGGGCAACGGGGGCGCCCGCGAGGCUGGGGCCGCGCCCCCCGAUGGAGGGGACCCUGGGGACCCCGAGCCCCCCGAGGAGGACGCGGAGGCGGCGCAGGCCGAGGCGGCCGACGGGGACAUGGACGGCGAGGCCGAGGGGGACACGGUGGUGCUGGCCGGGCAGCCCGAGGGGCUCAGCACCCAGGAGAUGCAGGUGGAGAAUGAGCUGGAGGAUCUCAUCGAUGAACUGCUGGAGAGGGACGGCGCCGACGGCAACAGCACCAUCAUCGUGAGCCGCUCGGCCGAGGACGAGUCGCAGGAGGACGUUCUGAUGGACGAGGCUCCGUCCAACCUCAGCCAGGCCUCCACGCUGCAGGCCAACCGUGAAGAUUCCAUGAACAUCCUGGAUCCUGAGGAUGAGGAGGAGCACACACAGGAGGAGGACAGCAGCGGCAGCAACGAGGACGAGGACGACAGCCAGGAUGAGGAGGAGGAGGAGGAAGAGGAGGAUGAGGAUGAUCAGGACGAUGAGGAGGGUGAGGAAGGUGAGGAGGAGGAGGAUGAUGAUGAUGGCUCAGAGAUGGAGCUGGACGAGGAUUACCCCGACAUGAACGCCUCGCCCCUCGUGCGCUUCGAGCGCUUCGACCGCGACGACGAUCUCAUCAUCGAGUUUGACAACAUGUUCUCCAGCCCCAGUACGAACACCCCCAAACCCCCCCUGAUCCUGCAGCGGCUCCUGGGCCCCUCGGCGGCCGCAGACAUCCUGCAGCUGAGCAGCAGCCUCCCGCUGCAGAGCCGGGGCCGGGCGCGGCUGCUGGUGGGCAACGAGGACGUGCACAUCAUCGCCCGCUCCGACGACGAGCUGCUGGACGACUUCUUCCACGAGCAGGGCAGCGCGGGCAGCCAGGCAG